Molecule: messenger RNA, 810 nt
Organism: Mus caroli (Ryukyu mouse)
Lineage: Eukaryota; Metazoa; Chordata; Mammalia; Rodentia; Muridae
Gene: Nmu
Product: neuromedin U
Biological process (GO): positive regulation of smooth muscle contraction; neuropeptide signaling pathway; positive regulation of synaptic transmission
Cellular component (GO): terminal bouton
Molecular function (GO): neuromedin U receptor binding
Source: RefSeq, a predicted model, not a curated record
UGUCUGAGCUCAGCAAGAGGAGGCGCACGGGAGACGCUGAGGGACAGCUAAAACACCCGCACAACACAGGGUACCAGGUCCCCAGUCCAGAGCUGCUUGGAGGGAAGGAGAUGUCGCGAGCAGCGGGUCACCGUCCAGGGCUGUCUGCAGGACAAUUGGCUGCUGCAACCGCAUCUCCUCUCCUGUCACUGCUGCUGCUGCUCGCCUGCUGUGCGGACGCUUGCAAAGGUGUGCCAAUAUCACCUCAAAGAUUGCAGCCAGAACAAGAACUACAAUUGUGGAAUGAGAUUCAUGAAGCUUGUGCGUCCUUUCUGUCCAUUGAUUCCAGGCCUCAGGCAUCUGUUGCACUGAGGGAGCUUUGCCGUAUAGUGAUGGAGAUUUCCCAGAAGCCUCAGGAACAAAGUGAGAAAGAUAAUACUAAGAGGUUCUUAUUUCACUAUUCAAAGACACAGAAGUUGGGAAAUUCAAAUGUUGUGUCCUCUGUUGUGCAUCCGUUGCUGCAGCUCGUCCCUCAACUGCAUGAGAGAAGAAUGAAGAGAUUCAAAGCAGAAUACCAGAGUCCUUCCAUGGGAUACUUUUUAUUCAGGCCACGCAAUGGGAAGAGGUCAACAAGUUUCAUUUAAAAUGGAUGUGAAAUGAUCUUUCAUUGAAAACUCUGCUAUGGGAUAUAAGAUGUACUCACAUUUUGUUCUCACAAAUGACCCCUCCUAAAUUUACUCUUUUGCAAACCCCUGUAUUGUAACAUUCUCUGCAAUGGUUGAGAUUAUAAAUGUUUAAUUUGUUGAAAAUAAAACAGCAUCUUGAAAUGUA